Messenger RNA from Fusarium coffeatum, 870 nucleotides. RefSeq lists its product as uncharacterized. The transcript has 2 exons. NCBI's taxonomy places the organism in Eukaryota, Fungi, Ascomycota, Sordariomycetes, Hypocreales, Nectriaceae. The record is from RefSeq and is a predicted model, not a curated record. Bases 1 to 870 code for a protein of 289 amino acids.
AUGCGUUUUACUUCACUUUGCGCUGUCCUCGGGGCUACGCUGCUUCCCGUAGUUAGCGCUGCGCCAUGCAAGCCGAGCAAGCCUACUUCCGUUGUGCCAACGACUUCUGCUACCACUACGGCUGAGGCUGAGACGCUCUCUACUGAUACACCAUACGAGACACUCUCAACCGACUUCCAGUCUACUGUCACCAGUGAUGCCACUAGCUAUCUAGAGACCACCGUUACUGAGAGUGCUACUUGGUCCGAGACUACUACCUUCGUCUCUGACUACACCACCGAGUACACUGCCACUACCGACGCCACUUCCGUUGAGGAUGUUACUACCACCGUCACUGAAGCUGCUCCCGAGCCGACCAACCUGAUCAAGAACAGUGAUUUCGAGGACCAGCCUAACGUUGACUGGGGCCUACGAACCAGUGAGAUCGUCAAGGAUGAAGACAAGGCAGCAUCAGGCGAAAGAUACGUCCGCUUCCAGGUCAUCAACCAAUCUGCCAGGGGUGGCAAUUCCGUCAAUCAAACCAUCAGCGACGUCGAAGUGACACAUCGAUACCGUCUUUCCUUCAGCGGCGCCGCAUUCGGUCUCUUCGACACGGGAAGCAACAACUGUUACAUCGAGGCAUAUCAGAAGGGCGACGAGAUCCAAAAGUGGAAGCUGGGCGACGUUCUGCCUGAUGAGUAUAACACAUACUCUGUCGACUUCACGCCGAAAUCCGAUAGUUUUGAGCUUGCGUUGAGACUUCGUUGCGAGGCAGGUGACCCGGUUACUAUCACUUUCGGUAUUGAUGAUGUUUCCAUGGUUGAUAUCGGCCCUAUGAUUAAAAUUGCGCCUCCGAUUAAGCGUGGAGAAAUUUCUGAGAGUGAUUACUGA